Messenger RNA from Sphaerodactylus townsendi, 2783 nucleotides. It is a transcript of the gene PRC1, whose product is annotated as protein regulator of cytokinesis 1. The transcript is spliced from 14 exons. Gene Ontology annotation, molecular function: microtubule binding. Lineage: Eukaryota; Metazoa; Chordata; Lepidosauria; Squamata; Sphaerodactylidae. The coding region runs from base 93 to 1889 and encodes 598 amino acids. Gene Ontology annotation, biological process: microtubule cytoskeleton organization; mitotic spindle midzone assembly. The record is from RefSeq and is a predicted model, not a curated record. Gene Ontology annotation, cellular component: mitotic spindle midzone; spindle; cytoplasm.
GGGCGUGGGCGGGGCCUGGCGCUGCAGCCAAUGGCGCUUCGGCGGGACCCGGUUUGAAUCGAGCUGUCGCCGGAGAGCCCCUCGAGCGCUCGAUGGAGAAGGGCGGCAGGGCGGCCAUGCGGAGGAGCGAGGGCCUGGCCAGCGACCUGGUGCUGUGCCUGCGGGAGGCGCUGGGCCAGCUGCGCGGCAUCUGGGAGGAGAUCGGCAUCCCCGAGGAGCAGCGCCUGGAGCGCACCCAGGUGGUCGGGAAGUACGUGCAGGAGCUGUUGGACAAGAUGAUCACUGAGGAGCAGAACCUCAAGAACCGGCUGCUGAGGGGCAUCCAGGUGUGGCGCAGCCGACUGGCCACCCUCUGCCAGGAGCUGCAGCUGGCUCCUUUCGAGGAGGAUGGGGAGGCGACCGUUCUGGAGCUGGAAAAGGAGCUGCGCACGCAGGUGGAAGACUUGCUGCAGCAGAAGCAGAAGCGCAAGCAGGCCCUGAAGGCUCUGCAGGAGCAGGAGCUGGAGAUCUGCAGCCUGCUCUCUGUGGCGCCCUCCGACAUCUCUGCCAACGCUGUGCCCAGCCUGGAGGAGCUGGACCGCUUCCAGCACCACUUGGCAGUGUUGGUGACGGAAAAGAAUCGCCGUCAAGUGGAGUUUGUGGAUACGAGGCAGAAGAUCAUCCUUUGCAUGGCGGAACUGGAGCACGACCCGGACACCAGCUUUGAGCGGGAUGUCUUGUGUGAAGAGGUGGAUGCCUUCUGCCUCUCAGAAGAGAACAUCACCGCUCUGAAGGAUCUACUGCGGCAGCUGGAGGGCAGGAAAAUUCUGAAUGAGGCUUUGUGUGAAGAACUGCGCUCCAAAAUCCUGGUACUCUGGGAUCGGCUGCACGUGCCUGCCGAGGAAAGAGAAUCCUUCGUCUCCUCCAUGGUGGGAUCUAGGAGCAAGAUUAUCCAUGCACUGCAGGUAGAACUGAAUCGCCUGGAGACAAUGAAGCUCCAGAAUAUCCAGAGCAUGGUGGAAGCCAUCCGGGCGGAGCUGGCUGAUUACUGGGACAAAUGCUUUUGCGGCGAGGAGCAGAGGGAGCGUUUCAGUCCACUGCGGGAGGCUGAUUUUACUGAGGAACUGUUGCGCCAACAUGAGGACGAACUAGCCCGCAUUAAGCGCUUCUUUGAGACGCACCAGGAACUCUUUCAAGCGGUCCGCAAAUGGGAGGGGAACUGGCGCCUCUUCCAGGAGCUGGAGCGGAAGGCAACAGACCCAAGUCGUUUCACCAACCGAGGGGGGAACCUCUUGAAAGAGGAGAAGCUGCGGGCGAAGCUGCAGAAGACGCUUCCCAAGCUGGAGGAGGAGCUGAGGGGUCGGCUGGAGCUCUGGGAGCAAGAGCAAGGCCGUCCCUUGCUCGUGAACGGGCAGCGCUUCACAGAUCACGUGGCAGAGCAGUGGCAGCUGCACCGCCUGGAGAAGGAGAGAGAGAAGCAGGAGCGGCAACUCAAGAAAUCCCGUCAAAUGGAGGAGGAGAUGAUGUACGGCAGCACCCCCAGCAAACCUCGGGUCCUGGGCGCCACCACCCCUGGCAAAGUGCGGACGCUCAACUCCACACCAGCCACCCCCAACAGUACCAUCCGUUCAGCCUUGAGAGGCUCUGUGUUUCGCUCCCCAGCAUCCCAUCCCCCCCUCUCUGGAAGCAAGGCUUCCCGGACCCCUUGCCGCACAGCUGCCAAGCCGUCUCGCCCAGGCCGCCUGGAGCACAACAAAGAGAACGUGUCUCAGCUGGGUGGAACUCCUCUGAGCGGUGGGUGCACCUCAACAGCCUCCCUCACUUCAGCUGCACUCCAUGCCAGCAUUAAUUCUAAGCUAAGCACGUAUUCUGAGUUUGCAGCGCGAACUGUCAAAAACUUCAAAAUCUGAGAAUCGACUCUACAUUCUUAAUUCUACAGUUUCUGCUCUUGACAGCUAAAGGACCAUCUGUUCGCUGAAAUGCCUGGGACGCCGCUGGCCCCCAUCCCUCGGCCAAAUGUCUACCUGGGCCUCUCUCUGGGCAGAGAGUUGCAAGGCCCUUUUAACGUACAUGCUUGUCAAUAUACGAUUUUAUUUUUAAAAGAAACUAACUGCACAGUUGGUCCACGUGCCAGCCUGGCACCAGCCUGUGUUGGCGAUGCUUCUGGGUUAUCCUUUUUUAUUGUUCAAGUGUACAUGAAUGGAACACUCUGAGGUCAUUCGUGUGCAGGGCUGGUGUGAGCAGCCCAGGUGCAAAAACAGUGAUGCUUUUGGCCCACGUGUGUCUUCAGGUGCCCCAGGGGCAAGUAGGCAUGUGGGGCACCAGCAGCGGCCUCCUUGUGAGCACGGCAAGAGCAGGGGCAGGGGACAAGCCGUCGUUCCAAUUUAUACGUAUACCCCACCCUGUCCCCUUGGGGCUCAGGCAGCAGGCGGCUUCCUCUCAGACUCUUCAGCUGGGCUGGCGUUCCGUCCCCUGGGAAAGGCUGGAGGAGGGUCGUCCCACCCCCUUUGUGUGGGUUGGCUGAGGGAGGCUGUUCCUUCUGCCUUUGAUUACCAGGUCUUGAUUUGCACUUUGUUUUCACUACAGACCCCAUUAUUUAUUUGCAUGCCCUGUUGCUCUCACGCACAGGGUUUUGUUGCCUGUUCUCUCCGCAAGUUGGAACCCCCCCUGGCUUGCUGAAGCAACUGCCCUGGCCUCUGGGAGAAAAUUUACUGUAAAGAUGUGGUCGCUUUAUGAAUAAAAUGAAUUAUUAGAUGUAUGUUUUAUAGCUUAACUGUGUACGAAAUACAGCAAGAAUGAAGCUA